Messenger RNA from Brenthis ino (lesser marbled fritillary), 3552 nucleotides. Lineage: Eukaryota; Metazoa; Arthropoda; Insecta; Lepidoptera; Nymphalidae. The record is from the annotation of a GenBank genome assembly.
AUGUACUUCAAAUGGCUGUUUGUUUUAACAUGCAUACAUUACAUAACAUGUUUAGAUCAAUAUUCACUUCCGGAAUUGCCUCCGGGCGAAGCACCGGAACCGAUCGUAUCUUUUAUGGAAAGAGCAUAUCGGCCUGGACGAGCUCGAUCAAGCUAUGAUGGUGGAGAACCUCUUCUCCUCACACCGCUAAUUGAAGGAAAUAAGCUAGAGGAAGCAAGAAAAGCGGCAUAUGUAGACCCUGAAUAUUUGCUACCCGGCAUGACGAGCUACGCGGGAUAUUUAACUGUAAACAAAGAAUACAAUGCAAAUCUUUGGUUCUGGUACUUCCCCGUGGCAGAGAAGUCAGUGGAAGAAACUCCUUGGAUAAUUUGGCUUCAGGGCGGGCCCGGAGCUUCAUCAUUAUACGGCCUUUUUACUGAAAUAGGUCCUUUUGUUGUUACAGAAAACCAAUUAGAAGAAAUAAAGUACUCUUGGGGCAAGAACCAUUCUCUUCUCUUCAUCGAUAAUCCUGUGGGAACUGGUUUUAGUUUCACUGACGAUGACCGCGGCUUCACAACUAAUCAAACUACGAUUGGUGAAAACCUAUAUACAGCGCUACAACAAUUCUUGACACUGUUUCCGGAACUGCGCAAAGCUCCACUUACGAUCGCGGGAGAGUCAUAUGCUGGAAAGCACAUACCGUCACUUGGUGUACAAAUACUUUGGAACAAAUAUAACGACGAACCUAUCAACUUACAGGGGCUAGCCAUUGGUAAUGGCUUUAUCGACCCUCUAACCCUGCAAAGGUACAGCUAUUUUGUUCGAGAAACUGGACUAGUGGACAAUAAAGUAGCUAACUUCAUGUUACAAAUAGAAACUGCUGUGGUGCAGUUCAUUAAUUCAGGAGAAAUGCUAAAGGCAUACGCGUAUUACAACUAUCUCCUACAACUAUUCCUUUCUGAAUCUAAACUGAAAAAUCUUUACAAUUAUUUGGAAGACGACAUCAGUCUAGACGGUGCUUAUCUCGACUUCAUUCAAAGAGACGACAUAAGACGUGCUUUGCACGUUGGAAGCACUAACUUCACGUCUAUUGGAGUAGUAUACCGGAAGCUUGUGCCUGAUUUUAUGGCUAGUGCUAAGCCCUGGCUUGAAGAGUUGCUUGAGAACUACAGAGUGAUGCUUUACAAUGGCCAUCUGGAUAUUAUUGUGGCGUACCAUCCAUCUGUUAACACUUACGAGAAUCUCUCAUUUUCUGGCACUACCGAAUAUAAGACUGCUAAACGCAGAACAUGGUACCAUGAUGGAAAUCUAGUGGGGUAUUAUAAAACGGCUGGCAAUCUAACAGAAGUGAUGAUUCGUGGCGCCGGACACAUGGUGCCUGCGGACAAACCUGCAGCAUCCCUUGGUCUCAUCUCUGCCUUCGCUCGCGGCAUCUCCCUCGAAAAAGACACCGGAGUGCUAGUGGACGUAGAAAAAAAUUUGAGGUUUCGUCAGCUGCCUUGCGACUGCGAAGGGAUAGCUUAUUGUGAAUUGUUGAAAAACCGGGUGAAUUUCCCGGUAUUACUUUGUGAUUUAGGCACAAAAUUACAACACACCAUGUCUCUUUUCUUGUAUGUGGUUUGCGCAUUACUGCUGUUGACACCCAUAAGAGCCUUUUAUUUACCUGGAUUAGCCCCCGUAAAUUAUUGUAAAGCUGGCGAAGACUUAAAAAAACCAUGUAAAAAUGAAAUACCUCUUUAUGUAAACAGACUAAAUACAGAAGAAUCAGUCAUACCUUUUGAGUAUCACCAUUUUGACUUUUGCUUUUCUGAUGAAACCCAAUCACCUGUUGAGAAUCUUGGUCAAGUAGUCUUUGGAGAGAGAAUCCGGCCAAGUCCAUACAAAUUGUACUUCCUACAAGAUGAAAGUUGUAAGGCUGUAUGCCCUAAAGUUUACAAAGGAUCAGAUCCUGAGUCAAUAAAGAAAUUAAACCUUUUAAAAAUGGGAAUGGCUCUUUAUUAUCAACACCAUUGGAUUCUCGACAACAUGCCAGUUACAUGGUGUUAUCUGGUCAAUGAAGGUGGCAAAACAUACUGCAGUACUGGAUUCCCUAUGGGAUGUCAAGUUAGAAAAGAUUUGGAUACUUGUACACCAAUAGUGAAUACACAAUCAAGUCCACUUGGCACAUACUACCUGUUCAACCAUGUUGAUUUGGAAAUUACAUACCACAGUGGUCGUGAAGAAGAGUGGGGUGUUGCUUUAGGUGAUAAUGGUGGUCGUAUUAUAUCUGCUAAGGUGAAACCAGCUAGCAUCAACCAUCGUAACGUCAAUAGCCUUGACUGUAAUGCACGUAACAAUCCCCUAGAAAUACCUAACACACUCAGCGGAGAUGAGACCUUUAACAUUAUAUACACAUAUAGAGUGACAUACAUUAAAAACAACACCAUUAAAUGGUCGUCAAGAUGGGACUAUAUCCUGGAAUCUAUGCCGCAAACGAAUAUCCAGUGGUUUUCAAUAUUGAAUUCACUUGUGAUAGUAUUGUUCCUAAGUGGCAUGGUAGCAAUGAUCCUGUUGAGGACCCUUCACAAAGAUAUCGCGAGAUAUAACCAGAUGGAAUGCGGAGAGGAUGCUCAGGAGGAGUUUGGUUGGAAACUUGUUCAUGGAGACGUAUUCAGACCGCCACGUCGCGGCAUGUUACUUGCAGUUUUCCUCGGCUCGGGAUCACAGGUGUUCGGCAUGACCCUAGUAACACUGGCGUUCGCGUGCCUGGGCUUCCUGUCACCGGCCAACCGCGGGGCUCUGAUGACGUGCGCGCUGGUGGCGUGGGUGCUGCUCGGCGCCGCCGCCGGAUAUGUCAGCGCUAGAGUGUAUAAGAGCUUCGGUGGACGACGAUGGAAAAGUAAUAUACUGCUCACCUCUAUGGUUUGCCCGGGUGUGGUGUUCUCACUGUUCUUCAUAAUGAACCUGGUGUUGUGGGGCAAGGGCUCAUCUGCAUCGGUGCCUUUCUCCACUCUGGUCGCACUCCUGGCACUCUGGUUCGGUGUAUCUGUGCCUUUAACCUUCAUCGGAGCUUACUUUGGCUUUAGGAAACGGAUCCUGGAGCACCCGGUUCGUACAAACCAGAUUCCCCGCCAGAUCCCAGAGCAGUCGCUGUACACGCAGCCUGUACCCGGCAUCGUUAUGGGCGGAGUGCUGCCAUUCGGAUGCAUCUUCAUACAGCUGUUCUUUAUUCUCAACUCGCUAUGGUCCAGUCAGAUGUACUACAUGUUCGGUUUCCUGUUCCUCGUGUUUGUGAUACUUGUGAUCACAUGCUCGGAGACCACUAUAUUGCUGUGCUACUUCCACCUGUGCGCUGAGGACUACCACUGGUGGUGGCGUGCCUUCCUUAGCUCCGGAUCUACUGCAGGAUACCUCUUCAUAUACUGCUGCCACUACUUCGUCACCAAACUGAAUAUUGAUGAUGCUGCUUCGACUUUCCUAUACUUCGGUUACACAUUCAUUAUGGUAUUCUUAUUCUUCUUAUUGACUGGAACCAUUGGCUUCAUGGCCUGCUUCUGGUUUGUAAGGAAGAUAUACAGUGUCGUCAAGGUCGAU